Molecule: messenger RNA, 333 nt
Organism: Striga asiatica
Lineage: Eukaryota; Viridiplantae; Streptophyta; Magnoliopsida; Lamiales; Orobanchaceae
Source: the annotation of a GenBank genome assembly
AUGGCGGCAAUGGCAACAACCUCACGCGAUGAGGAGUUCCAUGAUCUCAUUACAAUACUUAGAAGCAAGAUUAAGAAUGAAUUGUUCGAACUUGUUGCUCUACUGGGGAAGGGAGAGUUGGAGUAUUGCCGGUUUAGCAGUUGGUGUCAAUUUCCGGUGUAUGAGAUGGACUUUGGGUGGGGAAAACCGGCUUUAGUUUGCACGACGAGUUUGCCGUUAAAGAACGUGAUAGUUUUGGUGAGGAGUAGGUGUGGAGAAGGGAUAGAAGCUUGGGUGAACAUGAGCAAGGACAACCUUGGAGUGCUUGAGAACAAGUUGAGCCAACUCGUUUGA